Messenger RNA from Naegleria gruberi, 1674 nucleotides. RefSeq lists its product as uncharacterized. The record is from RefSeq and is a predicted model, not a curated record. NCBI's taxonomy places the organism in Eukaryota, Heterolobosea, Eutetramitea, Acrasida, Naegleriidae. The transcript has a single exon. Bases 1 to 1674 code for a protein of 557 amino acids.
AUGAAACGAUUUCGUAAGGGUAGUGCUGCUGCCGCAUCAUCUCCUUCAUUGCAAGACUGUAAAUCAGUGAUCGGAGCUUCCUAUGGUAAGACCAAUGUUACCCAAUACUUCCGAUUCCUUCAGGAAAAUAAGGCUGAAUUUAAUAUGGUGAUGAAUAUUAAAAAUGUAGAAUGUUUUGAUGAUUUGAAUACCAUACAAAGGGCCUUGGUAUUGGUUGUCGAGGAUGAAAGGAAUGAAUUAUGGUAUGAAAUAUUUAGUGGGGAGUUUUCAGCUUUUGCAACAAGAAAGAUUACAAAGAGUUUAAACGCACAUACUUGCAAAAAACAUGGAAUACAAGUGGUGUUGGCUGUUUAUGGGCUAUUGGAAUGUACUCAAAAAGUUGCUGAUAUUUUUGAUAAGCAGACUGGAAAUGAGCUAACUGUUCAUGCCUCAAAUUCAGUGUUUGGAGAUCCAUGGCCAAAUGUUUUCAAGAGUUUUACCUUGGUCUACAGAGUCAAGUUGCAGAGUGGUCAAUGGAGUGAACCAAGAGUUAAAGUUUGUGAGGAACAUGCUCUCUUAAGGGUUGAUAUCAUUGAGGAAUUGAAUUCAUCCAUUGUAUUUGAAGCAAAUAGUCCAUUAAGUUCAAUCGUUAGAAAACGGAGACAUGAGGCUGUCAAUAAGGAAGUUUGUAAAUAUGUUCCACAGGAUGGUAUUAAUAUUUUGGCUGCUACAUAUGGCCCUGAGGAUGUUACUGAAAAAGUUAAAGAAUUUCUGAAUACUGAAAGAACGUUCUUGAGAGUAGAGGCAACCAAUAACACAUUUGGAGAUACUUGGGCAGGAGUUAUCAAGUAUCUCGUUGUUUACUACACAAUAGACAAGGAUGAUGAGAUAUAUGUAGCUUCCAAGAUUGAACACCAAACCUUGACUAUCUCAAAGCAUAAUACUGAUCACAUAAUUUGUGCAUCAAAUGAAUCCAAUACUAACCGCGAAACUAACUUUGACAUGAUCAGAAUUCAUGGAGCUAUGGCUGGUGAUAGUAAUAGAACCUUCGAAAUGAGAACUUAUUUUGAAAAUAACGAAGGAGCAGAAAAAUUACUUCGCUUCAAUGAAGGCCAAUAUGAACAUUCGAAAUGUCUUAUAAUGCUCUAUAGUUUUGGAGCUAGUCCUUUCAAAUUGUUCAUUGCUCGAAAUGGAGAAGAGAAAUCUCUAUUCGAAACCAAAUCCAAAUUUGCAUCCAUAUAUAUUGAAAAUAAUAAGGAUAGUAUUGUAACAGUACAUCAAAACUACAGAUCUAAUAUUAAUCAAAUGUAUAUUAACUUAGUGAAAAAUGAGAUUCUUAUCAAAUCAAACGAAACUAAAGUUUAUAUUCAAAGUUGGAAAUCAGGAGAACAAAUCCUUAAAGACCAUAAGAAUUCAAAGAUUGUAUCUUCUGGUGCGUUUGUUAAACAUUUGAUGGAAGGUAAAUGUAAUGUGAGAGGUCCUUUAAUGACAGUUGAAAAUGAAAAAUCAAAGUUCCUUAUUCCACUUUUUGAAUUAACCAGUGCUGAUAUGAGAAGAAAACACCUGCCACAAAUAAUUAGAAACAAUCUUGUUCACUUCCUAGAUGAAACUAUUCCUGAUCAACCAGGUCUUUCAAAAUUUACCUCACACACCUUAUUUUCCCUAACUGAUAUUUCCCUUCAUUUUCAACAAUAA